AUGUGUGUGACAGAUAGCUUCCCAACGCAGCAGACGCCGUCGGGCGCUCUGCAGCAGGAGGCGACGGAGCGCAUGACGAUCCACAACGGGCCGAUGCAGUACGACCAAGAGAUGCACUUUCACACAUACGACGUGUACCGUCAUGGCAAGCGGCAGAUCCACACCCGCAGCGUGGGCUACAGCAGCGACGGCGACUUGGUAAUGAUGCGGGAGGACUACUCGGAGCCAAGCGAUGUAGACAACGGCUUCGUGCUCAAGCGGACAGAGAUCUCGGACCCGACUGUGCUGGACCCGCGCGCGAGGCGGCCUUUGACGGACAAGGAGAUGCACAGCAAGAAGAUCCACCUGAACCGCCCACGGUACAAAAAGUACCCUGGUAUUCGCGCUCCAAAGAACCGCAAGGUGCGGAACCGUCUGCUGAACGACUUCUUUGCACACGAGCUGGCGCGAGAGGUCCUCGUCAAGGCGCAGAAGCGUCGUACGCUGAACGCCGACGAGCCAGAAACAUCGGUAGGACCGUCGUUCGCCGACCUGCCGAAGGCGGUCAUGCACGCGUUUGAUCUGGAAGGAGAGGAGCAGCUGCUGGAGUUUGAGCGACUGCGCGUCCACCCCGACAUGCUGGGGCCGCAGCUGCGCAACGUCCGGGCACCGCCGGACCCCGACUCACCAGAGGGUCGCUUCCAGGGUCUCAACACGCGGCUGCGUGGCGAAUUGCAGCACGCUUUGAACAGCGAGUUCCUCACGCAGCAGAUCGAAGACCUCGAGGUGCACUUUUCAGAGUUCAUCAAGGAUAGCUCCAAGUCGCCUGAAUCGCUGGUCUUUCACUUUCGCGAUGGUUACGGUCGGCUCAUCUGCCACGGGGUCGCCGCCUACUACCUGCUCGUGUCCGAGUCCCAUACGGUGAUGAACGGGAGCGGGACAAAGCUGACGUACGUCUCUCUACCCAAAACGCGCCGUCAAGGCGUUCGCGCCGUCAACCCGCCGCGCGUGCCGCUUAUGCUUGUGCUGAAGCGCAACCACCGCAACCUGCCCGCGAAGCAUCGUCUUUCUACCCAGACAACACCGCAGAUUGCGCCGACGCCGGACAUGGUUGCAUUGCCACCUGCGCUGCGUCUGGGGGGUGAUAGCACCGGCAAGGAGGCCGGGGUAGACGACGCGAAGGUGAUGUCACCUCUUGACCUCAACGUACCGGCCAUGCCAAACGUGAGGGCCCAACCGACCAGCGACAGCGACCUUGUCGGUAGGGGCAAGGCGACACAUGGGCACGCGACCGGCGCUCAACAGAUGGACAGCGGCGGGAAGAACCCGACCGUAUUUCGCACCGUGCAUUUAAAGCUGCCGACCGCCGACCCGCUUCCGUUCUACAUUCCCAUGUUGCGCUUGACGCUCUCGGUGGAACAACAGGAGGAUGCCGUGGAGCAGCUGGAUGCGGCGAGCGCUGGUGUCUCGCCGGACUUGGGACCGUUCACGCCCCCCUUGACAGCGACCCAGCGAAAGAAGCUCCGAAAGGCGGAGAGGGUGCGCUCGGCCGAUGCUUCAAAGGACUACUCGACCCGUCGAUGA
Messenger RNA from Leishmania major strain Friedlin, 1563 nucleotides. RefSeq lists its product as hypothetical. Gene Ontology annotation, molecular function: nucleic acid binding. The transcript has a single exon. NCBI's taxonomy places the organism in Eukaryota, Euglenozoa, Kinetoplastea, Trypanosomatida, Trypanosomatidae. The record is from RefSeq and is a predicted model, not a curated record. The coding region runs from base 1 to 1563 and encodes 520 amino acids.